This is a messenger RNA of Arabidopsis arenosa, 4917 nucleotides long. NCBI's taxonomy places the organism in Eukaryota, Viridiplantae, Streptophyta, Magnoliopsida, Brassicales, Brassicaceae. The record is from the annotation of a GenBank genome assembly.
ACGAGUGAGUCACUCAUAAGUCAUAACCAAUCCGACUAACUCCAAGUAUCAUCUUAGAUUCCAACAAGUUCAUGAAAUAAAUGAUUCACAAUACUCAUUUCUCAUUCGAAAAAUAGAAAGUUUCAAGCUUUUUCUCAAAUUCCGGCGGAAAAUCAAAUGAUUCUGAUUAAGGAAGAGUGAAGAAGAGUCAGAGUCAAAACAGAGUAAGAAAUGGAGAAAGAAGGGAGAGAAGGAAGCAGCUUUCAACAACCUCCAUGGAUUCCUCAGACACCCAUGAAGCCAAUUUCUCCGAUCUGCCCAUACACGGUGGAGGAACAAUCUCAUCGGAGUCAAGUGGAGGAAAGGAGAUUUGUUGGGAACAAGGACAUGAGUGGUCUUGAUCACUUGUCUUUUGGGGAUUUGCUGGCUCUAGCUAACACUGCAUCACUGAUAUUCUCUGGUCAGACUCCAAAACCUACAACUAACACAGAGAUGCUGCAAAAAGGUAUUGAAGAAGUGGAGAGUUUGAGCUCAGUGAGUAACAAUGUUGCUGACCAGAUCCUCAAGACUCCUGAAAAACCAAAGAGGAAGAAGCAUAGACCAAAGGUUGUUAGAGAAGCUAAACCCAAGAGGGAGCCUAAACCACGAACUCCGAGGAAAUCUGUUGUUGCUGAUGGUCAAGAAACCAAAACGCCAAAGAGGAAAUAUGUGCGGAAGAAGGUGGAAGUCAAUAAGGAUCAAGUGUCUACUCCGGUUGAAUCAUCAGCAGCUGUAGAAACUUCAACUCGUUCUAAGAGGCUUUGUAGACGAGUCUUGGAUUUUGAAGCCGAAACCGGAGAAAACCAGUCCAACAGUGACAUUAGACAAGCAGGUGAGAUGGAAUCAACUCUUAAAGAGAAGCAGUUAAAUUCUGGGAAUCAAGACUUAAAGGAUUGCUUUCUCUCGGCGCCUAGCACGCCCAAGAGAAAGCGCAGCCAAGGUAAAAGAAAGGGAAUUGAACCAAAGAACAAUGACAGUAACCUAGAAGAAGUUGAUAUUUCGAUGGCACAAGCUGCAAAGAGAAGACAAGGAAAAGAACCAACUUGUGGUGACAUAAAUCUAUCAGGGAUUCAGUACGAUGAGCAAUGUGACUACCAGAAGAUGCAUUGGUUGUAUUUCCCGAACUUGCAACAGGAAGGGAUUAGAUCUGAUGCCAUCUGCAGCAAAGCAUUCACUGGACAACUACACAAAGAUGUUUCUGCCUUUCACGCUAAGUGCUACAGUUCAACAUCUCAGCCCAGUGCUAAUAGAGUCCUAACAAUUGAAGAAAGACGUGAAGGUAUCUUUCAAGGAAGGCAAGAGUCUGAGUUCAGUGUUCUCUCGGAUAAGAUAGACACGCAGAUAAAGAAGAGAACAGGCCAUGCUCGUUUCCGGAAUUUGUCUUCCAUGAAUAAACUUGUGGAAGUUUCUGAGCAGUUAUCCUCAGGAUAUUAUAGCAAGCCACAGCAAAAUAAUAAGAUUCUUGUUGAUACACGGGUGACUGUGAGCAAAAAGAAGCCAACCACUAAGUCUGAGAAAUCACAAACCAAACAGAAAACUCUUCUUCCAAAUCCUUGCCAGUUUCCAGCUUCAUUUUCUGGUUUUUCUCCAGAUGAACUUUGGAAACGACUUAACUCGAUCGAAGCAAUUAGUGAGCAAUUGCGUCUAUUAGACAUCAACAGGGAGAAUUCUGAAACUGCUCUCGUUCCUUACUCAAUGAGAAGCCUAGGAAACCAGAUUGUACUCUUCGGAGGUGGCGCUGGAGCAAUUGUGCCUGUGACUCCUGUGAAAAAGCGGCGUCCACGACCAAAGGUUGACCUAGACGAUGAGACAGACAGAGUGUGGAAACUGCUAUUGGAGAAUAUUAAUAGCGAGGGUAUUGACGGAUCAGACGAGCAGAAGGCGAAAUGGUGGGAGGAAGAACGUAAUGUGUUUCGAGGACGAGCAGACUCAUUUAUAGCACGGAUGCAUCUUGUACAAGGGGAUCGACGUUUUACGCCUUGGAAGGGAUCUGUCGUAGAUUCUGUUGUUGGAGUAUUUCUCACUCAAAAUGUUUCGGACCAUCUUUCCAGUUCGGCGUUCAUGUCGCUCGCUUCGGAAUUCCCAGUCCCAUUAGUACCCAGCAGAACAAGCUCGAUGCCUUCUAUUCAAAUAACGUACUUGGACUCAGAAGAAUCGAUGUCAAACCCACCCGAUCACAAUCAGAGUUCUGUUGUUUUAAAAAACACACAGCCUGAUGAGGAGAAGGAUUAUGUACAUAGCAAUGAAACCUCUAGAAGCAGUAGUGAGAUUGCCAGCUCAGCCCAUGAAUCAGUGUGCAAAACUACGGAUUCAAAGGCGAACGUGGAUUCAGAUCGAAGAGGCUCAAGUGUAGAGGAUGGUAAGACAGAUCAGAAGUGCCUAGUUCUAGACCUGUUUCCAUCUGAAGAUUCUGCACUUACAUGUCAACAUUCGAUUGUUUCUGAUGCUCCUCAACAAAAUACAGAGAGAGCAAGAUCAAGCUCAACCUCCGGGAUCAACUUGGAAGAAGAGUAUCGUACUUCCUAUAUGAAACUCCUACAGGGGGUACAAGUCUCACUAGAAGAAUCCAAUCAGAAGAAUCAGUAUGACAAUUCAAGGCAAGAAGUUGGGGUUUCAAGCAAUCCUGGAAGCUUACAAGUGUCACCAAAUAUGUCUCCUGGUGAUUGUAGCUCAGAAAUUAAGGAUUUCCAGUCACUGAAGGGGCCCACAAAAUCUUUUGAUGAUAGUAAUGAACCAUGUUGUUGCUAUCAGCAAGAUGGGGAUGUUAUGAGUGGUCAGAAACCUGAGAUGCCUGAAAGCUCGAGUAGUGUUUGUUCGACAAAACACAAAGAAAAGCUCGUGACAGAGACUUUGAUUCCAGAUAUUAAUGAAAGCACGAGUUGUCCUGAUGUCCAAGAAGGUACAGGAAAACCACUAGGUUUUGACCCAAGGUGCAAAGAGCUUAGUCCUACGGAUGAUGCUACCUUAAAAGCAAAAGGAAAAAAGGUUUUGAAGGAGAAAAAAGAAGCAUUUGACUGGGAUAGUUUAAGAAGAGAAGCACAAGGUAGAGCAGGAAUAAGAGAAAAAACAACAAGGACAAUGGACACUGUGGACUGGAAGGCAAUACGAGCAGCGGAUGUUAGUGUAGUUGCUGAAACAAUCAAGAGUCGCGGGAUGAACCAUAAACUUGCAGAACGUAUACAGGGCUUCCUUGAUCGACUGGUCGAUGACCACGGAAGUAUCGAUCUUGAAUGGUUGAGAGAUGUUCCACCCGAUAAAGCAAAAGAAUAUCUUCUGAGCUUUAAUGGUUUGGGACUAAAAAGUGUGGAGUGUGUGCGGCUUCUAACACUGCACCAUCUUGCCUUUCCAGUUGAUACAAAUGUUGGGCGCAUAGCCGUUAGACUUGGAUGGGUACCCCUUCAGCCGCUCCCAGAGUCACUUCAGUUGCAUCUUCUGGAAAUGUAUCCUAUUCUUGAAACUAUUCAAAAGUAUCUUUGGCCACGUCUCUGCAAACUCGACCAAAAAACAUUGUAUGAGUUGCACUACCAGAUGAUUACUUUUGGAAAGGUUUUUUGCACAAAGAGCAAACCUAAUUGCAAUGCAUGUCCGAUGAGAGGAGAAUGCAGGCAUUUUGCCAGUGCGUUUGCAAGUGCAAGGCUUGCUUUACCCAGUACAGAGAAAGGUAUGGAGACACCUGAUAAAAACCCUUUGCCUCUUCACCUGCCAGAGCCAUUGCAGAGAGAGCAAGGGUCUGAAGUAGUACAGCACUCAGAACCAGCAAAAAAGGUCACAUGUGAACCAAUCAUCGAAGAGCCUGCUUCACCGGAGCCAGAAAGUGCAGAAGUAUCAAUAGCUGACAUAGAGGAUGCGUUUUUUGAGGAUCCAGAAGAAAUUCCUACAAUCAGGCUAAACAUGGAUGCAUUUACCAGUAAUUUGAAGAAAAUAAUGGAACACAACAAGGAACUUCAAGACGGAAACAUGUCCAGCGCCUUAGUUGCACUUACUGCUGAAACUGCUUCUCUUCCAAUGCCUAAGCUCAAGAAUAUCAGCCAGUUAAGGACAGAACACCAAGUUUAUGAACUUCGAGACGACCAUCCUCUUCUAGUUCAUUUGGAGAAGAGAGAACCUGAUGAUCCAUGUUCUUAUUUGCUUGCUAUUUGGACGCCAGGUGAGACGGCUGAUUCUAUUCAAGCGGCUAUAAGUAAGUGUAUAUUCCAGGCAAAUGGUAAGCUUUGUGAUGAGGAGACUUGUUUCUCUUGCAAUAGCAUCAAGGAGGCGAGAUCUCAGAUUGUGAGAGGGACUAUCUUGAUUCCUUGUAGAACCGCGAUGAGGGGUAGUUUUCCUCUCAAUGGAACAUACUUUCAAGUAAACGAGGUUUUUGCGGAUCAUGCUUCCAGCCUAAACCCAAUCGAUGUCCCAAGGGAAUGGAUAUGGGACUUGCCUCGAAGAACGGUCUACUUUGGAACCUCUAUUCCUACGAUAUUCAAAGGUUUAUCAACCGAGACGAUACAGCAGUGCUUCUGGAAAGGGUACGUAUGUGUACGAGGAUUUGAUCGAACGACGAGAGGACCGAAACCUUUGAUUGCAAGAUUGCACUUCCCGGCGAGCAAACUGAAGGCAAACCAAGCUAACCUCGCCUAAUCCGUAGGCAAGCAAUCAAAUACAGCUUAUGGUUAGAGAGUGAAAGAGCACACUGUUCCAAUCUAGUUAAUGUAAGAAAGUGAAACGUAGAGUUAACAGUCCUAGAGUUGUAAAAGGUUUUUAGAUUCCAUUUUAGUUUCGUCUUAAUAUGUAUCAAAUACUACAUGUCACAAGAAACAGACCCGUAGGCCGUAGCUGAAUCUCUCUGUUUGCUUCGUUUGGUUUACAUCUGAAUUUACGGUUAGCUUUUGGUUACCUGAAUCAAGAUCUGGUUCGAUA